Molecule: messenger RNA, 1890 nt
Organism: Botrytis cinerea B05.10
Lineage: Eukaryota; Fungi; Ascomycota; Leotiomycetes; Helotiales; Sclerotiniaceae
Exons: 3
Coding region: 121-1587 (488 amino acids)
Biological process (GO): dephosphorylation
Molecular function (GO): phosphatase activity
Source: RefSeq, a predicted model, not a curated record
GCAGUCACUCAUACUUCAAACCUCUCUCUGCUUUCUUUCAAGGGCAGUCAACUACUCUUUUCAAACUCGGUCUGCCAGUUUGUUAGUCACCUUGUUUGUUUGAUACACCGGACCUUCAAGAUGUUGGCCAAGCAAGCUCUUUUUAUCUCUGCUCUUCUGCCCUUGAUUCAAGCUCAAGAAUCUACAUCGGAAACGGUGUUGGGUGUUUAUAUCUUCCAUCGUCAUGGAGACCGUACUACAAAAUCCUAUGCUCCUACGUCUCUCACAGAUCUUGGAUAUGCUCAAGUUUAUGAUUCUGGAAAUUUCUAUCGAAACAGAUACAUCGAUUCCAACGCCUCCUCUCCUCUUUACAAGAUCAGUUCGGACGUAGCUAAGGUCUCUCAAUUGAAUGUUCAAGCUCCAGUCGAUAAUGUCCUUCAAAACUCUGCAUCCGGAUUUCUCCAAGGUCUAUACCCACCUGUUGGCGCAACAUUGGGAAGUCAAACACUUGCCAAUGGCACAGUUAUUGAAGCACCUUUAGGUGGUUUCCAACUUAUUCCUGUCAAUGCUGUUGCUACAGCAUCUAGCAGUGCCAAUUCAGAGAGUUCGUCUUGGCUGCAAGGCUCCAGUGGUUGUGGAAAUGCUGUCACCAGCUCCAACAACUACUUCUAUUCGGAAGAAUAUGCGAGUCUACUCAAUUCGACCAAGAGCUUCUAUCAGAGCCUUCUCCCUGUGAUCAACACCACUUUCAAUUCCAGCACGGACACUUUCAAGAAUGCAUACACAAUUUAUGACUACAUUCACGUCUCUACCAUUCACAACUCAUCUAUUCCUUCCGAUGACCUUCUCACGGAUGAGACACAGUCCCAAUUGCUAGCUUUAGCCAACACUCACGAGUUCAACCUCGCAUAUAAUGCUUCAGAUACCAUUCGUGCGAUUGCUGGAUCUACAUUGGCAGCACAAAUCCUCCAACAACUCAACACCACCAUCACCGGAAAAUCCGCCGUGCCAGUCUCCAUCCAAUUCGGCGCCUACGCCUCCUUCCUCUCCUUCUUCGGACUCUCGGGACUCUCCACGCUCUCCCCAAACUUCACCGGCAUCGUCGACUACGCAUCCUCCAUGACCUUCGAACUCCUCACUAACGCCACCGUCUCCAAUACCUCCUAUCCCUCCCCCUCCGACAUCUCAGUCCGUUUCUACUUCUCCAACGGCACCGCCUCUGAAAACCCCUUCGUCUCGUACCCCCUCUUCAACCAAUCCGAACUCACUCUCCCCUACACCACCUUCGUCGACGAGAUGAACAAAUUCGCCAUCGGUGACCAAGCAGACUGGUGCAAAGCAUGUGGAGAAUCGACAGGCGACUGCGCUUCUUCGUCUGCAUCUUCUUCUUCCAGCUCGGGCUCUGGUUCCGCGGGGAAUAGCGACGGAAAUGGAGGCAUGUCGAAAGCUGUUGCGGGUGUGAUCGGCGCUAUGGUUACGUUGGCGGUAGUUUUGGGAAUUGAGGCCUUGGUCCUUGUGGUUGCCGGUUUGAGAGUCGUGAGCAGGAAGAGAUUGGGGGCCGGGAAUGCAGGGACUGCUGCGGUGGCUGCUGAGCAGGGUGGGAAGUAAGAAGGAAUGAGAUGGAUGGAUGGAUAGAUGAUGAUGAUGAUGAUGAUGAUGAUGAUGAUGAUGAUGAUGAUGAUGAUGAUGAUGAUGAAAAGCUGAGAAAGGUGAUAUAGGAGAGGAUUAAGUAAUGAUAAUACGUAUAUAAAGAAAAUGGAAUGGGAUUUGAAAUCCCUCACUGAUUGGGAUGAUGUUAAUUAAUCAUUAGAUCAAUCAUAUGAUUACGAAAGUUGGAAAUACAUCCAUCCUAGAAAUGAAUUUAUAUUAGGAGAGAGUGUUCUACAAUCGAUGUGAUAAUAAGAUUUUUCA